CCUAGUCCCUCAACCAACCAUAAAUCGACCCGGCCCAUGAUCAGCUUUACGCCUCCAUCUUAAAAAAGAACCCACAAAUGGCCCAUGUUCAUAAGAUUUAGACGUCAUGGUCUCAUAACUCCCUUAAUAAGAUUACGAAGUACUCCUAUUUGGGUGCAAUCGUGCAUGUUAAUAUCACCGGAAUCGAUACAAUCUCCGAAUGAAGCAGCGCUAAGACACAAGAUUGCAUAAAUCGACUCGGCUUUCAUUAUAAAACUCAGAUCCCGAGACAAUUUCUUUCAGCUGUCAUCAAUUUAGUUUAAGCAGAGGAAAAGGGGAAUGAGUUCAAAGCAGCAAGCAGAAAGAUUGGAUGCACAAGCAAUGCAGAGGGAGAAAGAAAGGGAAAGGCGGCGUCUUAGAGACAGGAUAAGAAGACAGAACAUGAGCCAAGAACAAAGGGAUAAACAUCUUGCAAGACGCCGUAGAAAUUAUCAGCUCAGGAGACUCAGGGCUCAGAAUGCUAAAUUGCCAACAGAAUGCCAACAAAUUCAUGCAGCUGACCUCCUUCAAAUCAAUAACCUCCUUUCUGCCACUUCUCCUAUGCUUGAUGACUUGCCAUCUAGCUCUGAAACUCAAGAAGGAGAAGCUCAGAACAUGAGGAAAACCCCCAGAAGGUUACGCGUAAGUGAUAUAAGACAUUUAGCUAGAAGAUUACAUGGUGAUGACCAGCAGCAAAAUGGGGAACUUCUGACAAACUGUGUAGUAACCACUAAGAGAUUGAGGUUAACUCAUGUCAAACGCCUGGCUCGAGCAGUUAAGCUUACUGACAACUAGAAUUCUUUCAUAUUUAUUCACAUAUUGCAAGUCUAUCUAAUGUGUAAUGUCAUGCUGAGGUAUAACCAGUCGACUGACCGGUAAACAGAUUCUCAGGAGCUGCACCUUAGUUAUGCAGUGGUCAUUGCAAAAUGUAUGGUGAAUUCACAGUGUAUUGCACAAUUCUGAUAUGUUUGUACUAUACUUGAUGUUUCUCAUGUUGAUACUCAAUGUUCUCAGAAUCCACGAUAGUAUAGUAGUCCACCCAUGGGUAUGGAUACUUAAUUACCUUACACUUCUUUCGACACGUACCUGUUUGGCUGUUUCUGAUAGAGUAUUCAAGUCUUAGUUUGUACUUAUAAAAAAACACUAAUGCCAAC
Messenger RNA from Spinacia oleracea (spinach), 1172 nucleotides. RefSeq lists its product as uncharacterized. The record is from RefSeq and is a predicted model, not a curated record. NCBI's taxonomy places the organism in Eukaryota, Viridiplantae, Streptophyta, Magnoliopsida, Caryophyllales, Amaranthaceae. The transcript is spliced from 4 exons. Bases 319 to 813 code for a protein of 164 amino acids.